AUGGACACCGAGUCCCAGUACUCCGGCUACUCCUACAAGUCUGGCCACUCCCGCAGCUCCCGCAAGCACAGGGACCGCCGGGACCGACACCGCUCUAAGAGCCGCGACGGGAGCCGGGCGGACAAGUCGGUGACGAUCCAGGCUCCGGGGGAGCCUCUGCUGGACAAUGAGUCCACGAGAGGGGAUGAGCGGGACGACAACUGGGGGGAGACGACCACGGUGGUGACGGGCACCUCGGAGCACAGCAUCUCGCACGAUGACCUCACGCGCAUCGCCAAGGACAUGGAAGACAGCGUCCCACUGGACUGCUCCCGGCACCUGGGUGUGGCGGCGGGGGCUACGCUGGCCCUGCUCUCUUUCCUCACGCCUCUGGCUUUCCUGCUGCUGCCCCCACUGCUGUGGCGGGAGGAGCUGGAGCCGUGCGGGACGGCCUGCGAAGGCCUCUUCAUCUCCGUGGCCUUCAAGCUGCUCAUCCUGCUGCUGGGCAGCUGGGCCCUGUUCUUCCGCCGGCCCAAGGCCUCUCUGCCCCGCGUCUUCGUGCUGCGCGCCCUGCUCAUGGUGCUUGUCUUCCUGCUCGUCGUGUCCUACUGGCUCUUCUAUGGUGUUCGCAUCCUGGACGCCCGCGAGCGCAGCUACCAGGGCGUGGUGCAGUUUGCCGUGUCCCUGGUGGACGCCCUGCUCUUUGUGCACUAUCUGGCCGUGGUCCUGCUCGAGCUGCGCCAGCUCCAGCCGCAGUUCACGCUCAAGGUCGUGCGCUCCACGGACGGGGCCAGCCGCUUCUACAACGUGGGCCACCUCAGCAUCCAGCGUGUGGCAGUGUGGAUCCUGGAGAAGUAUUACCAUGACUUCCCUGUCUACAACCCUGCCCUCCUCAACCUGCCCAAGUCCGUCCUGGCCAAGAAAGUGUCUGGCUUCAAGGUGUAUUCCCUCGGAGAGGAAAACAGUACCAACAACUCCACGGGUCAGUCCCGAGCUGUGAUCGCAGCGGCGGCCCGCAGGCGGGACAACAGCCACAACGAGUACUACUACGAGGAGGCCGAGCACGAGCGGAGGGUGCGCAAGCGGAGGGCCAGGCUUGUGGUGGCAGUGGAGGAGGCCUUCACUCACAUUAAGCGGCUGCAGGAAGAGGAGCAGAAGAAUCCCAGGGAGGUGAUGGACCCCCGGGAGGCAGCCCAGGCCAUCUUCGCAUCCAUGGCCCGUGCCAUGCAGAAGUACCUUCGCACCACCAAGCAGCAGCCUUACCACACCAUGGAGAGCAUCCUACAGCACCUUGAGUUCUGCAUCACGCACGACAUGACGCCCAAGGCCUUCCUGGAGCGGUACCUGGCAGCUGGACCCACCAUCCAGUAUCACAAGGAGCGCUGGCUGGCCAAGCAGUGGACACUUGUGAGCGAGGAGCCGGUGACCAACGGGCUCAAGGAUGGCAUUGUUUUCCUCUUGAAGCGCCAGGACUUCAGCCUGGUGGUCAGCACCAAGAAGGUCCCAUUCUUCAAACUCUCCGAGGAAUUUGUGGACCCCAAGUCGCACAAGUUUGUCAUGAGGCUGCAGUCUGAGACCUCAGUGUGA
Rangifer tarandus platyrhynchus (Svalbard reindeer) is the source of this 1566-nucleotide messenger RNA. The record is from the annotation of a GenBank genome assembly. NCBI's taxonomy places the organism in Eukaryota, Metazoa, Chordata, Mammalia, Artiodactyla, Cervidae.